AAGAGCGGGAAAACAGCGGGGGAAAAGUGGGGAGAAGCAGGAGAAAGGCGGGGAGAGGCGGAGAAAGGCGGGCUGAGAGCGGCGGCGGCAGCGGCAGCGGCAGCCAUGGUGUUCUACUUCACCUCCGACGUGGCGGCGGCGCCCUACACCAUCUACAUGGGCAAGGACAAACGAGGACCUGAUCAAGCACGGCUGGCCCGAGGACGUCUGGUUCCACGUGGACAAACUCUCCUCCGCUCACGUCUACCUGCGGCUGCAGCCGGGCCAGGGCCUGGACGACAUCCCCCGGGAGGUGCUGAGCGACUGCGCCCACCUGGUGAAGGCCAACAGCAUCCAGGGCUGCAAGCUGAGCUCGGUGUCGGUGGUUUACACGCCCUGGACCAACCUGCGCAAAACUCCCGACAUGGACGUGGGGCAGAUCGGCUUCCACCACAGCAAGGAGGUGCGCUCGGUGCCGGUGGAGCGGCGGGCCCCGGAGCGGCUGCGGCGCCUGGAGCGGACGCGCUCCGAGCGCUUCCCGGACCUGGCGGCCGAGCGGCGCGGGCGCGACCGGCGGGAGCGCGGCCGGCAGCGCCGGGAACAGCGGCUGCAGCGCCGGGAACAGCGCCUGGAGAGCCUGCGGAGCAGGGAGCUGGACGAGCUCCGGAGCUACUCCUCGCUGAUGAAGGCCGAGAACAUGUCCUCCAACCAGGACGGGAACGACUCCGACGAUUUCAUGUGAGGCUCCGGCCGGAAUUCCCGGGAAAAGGAGCUCGGGCCCCGCCCCGCUCCCAGCCAGGAGCCGCCGGAAUUCCCAAAAUUCCCGGGAAAAGGAGCUCGGGCCCCGCCCUGCUCCCGGGAGCCGCCGGAAUUCCGAAAUUCCCAAAAUUCCCGGGAAUGCCGGAGCCAACAAAGCCUGGGAGCCGCAGCCGCCUCUGGAAUUCUUCCCCCGGAGCCGCCGGGAGCGGGGGAGGGGCCGGGAAUUCCGGGAAUUCUCCCGCCGGAGCGCGCGGAAUUCCGGCUGGGAAUGUGGGGAGGGGAGCGGGGGGGGAAAAAUGGGAAAAGAAUUGGGGAAAAUGGGAAAAAAUGGGAAAAUAAUGA
Lonchura striata (white-rumped munia) is the source of this 1080-nucleotide messenger RNA. Lineage: Eukaryota; Metazoa; Chordata; Aves; Passeriformes; Estrildidae. The record is from RefSeq and is a predicted model, not a curated record.